AUGACGGAAGACACGGCGACGCGAGCAACAAGAAAGACGAAGAAGCAGUUUACGAGAGAGGGGGACGCUCAACCAGCAACGACUCAAUCAACCUUAACAGACACAAUUGAAGAUCCAAGCGGAACCGGACCAUCGACUGAAAGCGAGCACUUAAGUAAUGAUACACCAGCUGUCAUAGACCUCUCCCAAGUCGAAGGGAGAGAAGACCAGAGGAAAGAUGCAUCAAAGGAUAUCGAUCGCGAAGACGAUGACAUCGAAGGACAACUCACUAAGAACAGCAGACAAAUGCCUGACACCUUAUCUGCCUACCGCAAUCUCCUCUUGACAACGGAUGACCCAGGACCGUUGCUGGUAGUAAAUCAAGCACUACCUAACCAAGAGAAGCCCAAGGCGGCGUCAUUAUCAGACAAGGAGAUCCUGUGGAAUCAGAUCUGCGAUGCAAAGUCCGCAAACGAUGAGCCGAACGCGGAGUUUCUACUCAGGAUCUACCUAGCGCUACCCAAAGAUGGACCAUCAAACACACCUUUGGACGUACUCAUCGCACCGACAGGGAUACAUCGCUCAAACUCUGCCACAGCUGCAUUACCGACGCAAAAGCACCCAGAUAAAAAUAUUAAUUUUUUCAGAGGAUCGGUCCCUAACCAUUGCGACAUAGGUUUCACUCCGUUCUUCGAUAAGAACAUCCGCGAAUUUAGAGGCCCUUUACCUCUCACCAUCUUCGACAAAGAAUGGCAAGAAGAAGCAGUCUCUUUCCACUCUGGCAAGAGGUUGAAAACCGACAAGAAGGAUGGUAUCUAUACAGGCUAUGAAUAUCCGAACGAAUGGACGCAAUCGUUCAGCGCAUGGACCAACAACUUCAGAAGUUUCCUCAUCACCUACAGAGACAUCUACAAAAUCCCAGAGUUUGCAGAUUGGAUCGUCGAACACAAAGCAAAUGUGGACGAAAUCAUUGUGGCAGAUGGUUUCCUAACAGGCUUCAGAUACGACAUGAUUGUCAGGGCGAACGCUUUCGCUUAUCGGGUCGAGACAGAAAAGGGAGCGUCGGUCGUAGACAUAUCAGUAAUGAGGAAAGAAGUACGAGAAAAGGCCUGGGAAAUCACAAGGAAGCUAGACGAACUUGACUUCUCGGAUAACCCUUAUGCCUAUGGGGGCGUCAAAUUUGGUUUCGACCCAAAAACCGGAAGACCGAAACUGGCAAAAGGUCAUAAGUCAGCCUCAGACAUUAUCAACCACGUACCAGUUGGCCCGUCUGAAAAAACCGGAUUCAGGGGCAAUACUUCAAGAAACUGA
Messenger RNA from Puccinia graminis f. sp. tritici CRL 75-36-700-3, 1290 nucleotides. RefSeq lists its product as uncharacterized. NCBI's taxonomy places the organism in Eukaryota, Fungi, Basidiomycota, Pucciniomycetes, Pucciniales, Pucciniaceae. The record is from RefSeq and is a predicted model, not a curated record. The coding region runs from base 1 to 1290 and encodes 429 amino acids. The transcript has 2 exons.